Messenger RNA from Ixodes scapularis (black-legged tick), 432 nucleotides. RefSeq lists its product as uncharacterized. The transcript is spliced from 5 exons. The record is from RefSeq and is a predicted model, not a curated record. The coding region runs from base 1 to 432 and encodes 143 amino acids. NCBI's taxonomy places the organism in Eukaryota, Metazoa, Arthropoda, Arachnida, Ixodida, Ixodidae.
AUGUGUAUGGGCGCACGCCUUUCCCUCCUCACCUGCACACCGAACGGCACCACAAACUUUUUAAGUGCAAUAAAACGCAGAAGUCAUAACUGGCCCAAGGACCAAUGGUCGAGUGUGACCCUCAAGACCAUAGUUGUCGCAGAAGCUGACUUGCUCUUGAAAAUUUAUCAAGGCCCAUUCUUUGACGAUCCGAUUACAUACCUGAUCCUCGUAAUGGCGUCGGUUGGCCUCAGACUUUCAGCGCUGGAGCACCCGGGCAUUCAGCUGAAGCUGACUGGAGUUUAUAGCGCGCCUAAAAAGGUCGAGGACCUUAUGCGAAAGAAGAACCCGGAAAAGCUGCCCGUGAAACGUGCCAGUAGGCUCAUGUCCUCUAACAUGAAGAGUGGAAGUCCCCACCAAAGUUCUGAUGUUGUGCUUUUCCUUACCCAGUGA